Molecule: messenger RNA, 720 nt
Organism: Penicillium diatomitis
Lineage: Eukaryota; Fungi; Ascomycota; Eurotiomycetes; Eurotiales; Aspergillaceae
Product: centromere protein H
Exons: 3
Coding region: 1-720 (239 amino acids)
Biological process (GO): kinetochore assembly
Cellular component (GO): kinetochore
Source: RefSeq, a predicted model, not a curated record
AUGGCGUCUCAGCAGGGCUUGACCAGACUUCAUUUGCUUCCGAAUGAGCAAAUUUUGCUGAGCUAUGCGGCAGAUGAUGUGCAGGAUAUUGUGACCCUGUCCGAGACAGAGGAGUUGGUCUUGCAGUUGGCUAGGCGAGUCCAGGAACAACAGUUGGAGAAAGCUUUACUGGAGCAAGAGUUCGAAACGCUGUCUGGUGACGAUGUUGAAGAGCAGCUUGCGACCGCGGAACGCGAGUUCCUGGAGGCGCGCGCUUCAUUUACAGUCAGAAGCAAAGCUACCCGGACAGUCUUAAUGACUGAUCCUAUACUCAAGGCUGUCCAUUCAAAGGCAAAUAUUCCCCCUGAACGUGCCCUUUUCCGUUUGGUCAAUCGACGUGACGUGCUUGCACUCGCUCAAGAGAACUUGUCGGGAAUUCAUGAUCAAAUUCUCAGGCAAAUGGACGAUCUGAAAAUCGCCAAUCUGACGAUUAACCGAGAAAAUCAAGAGCUGGUGCGAGAGCUCCUGGAGCUCACUAAACAAGAUUCGUCUUGGCGAGAGCAGCUUGGGGACCCUGAGCUCGAAUUGGAACUAACCCGAUUUGAGGCUGAGUAUCGAAGAAGCAAGGCGAAGUGGGACGCCAUGAAGAACAUAGCUAGUGCGAUUGUAGUCGGCAGUGGCCUUGAUUGGGCAAGUGACGAUGCGCUUCGUGCACUAGUGCUAGACGAAAGUGAUGAUUGA